AUGUGGUCCACUCUACUCUCCUCGCCCAUGGCAUGGGUGGCUCUCGUCUCAUUUCUACCAACGGUACUUGGCUCACCCCUGCUUCCGAAGCGAGCCAAGGGACCCUGGGAGGGAUUAAAUACGGAUUUUCCUGAUCCCAGCUUUAUGAAAGCUGCGGAUGGGAAGUGGUAUGCCUUCGGGACCAACGGCAACGGCAAGCAUAUCCAGGUGGCCGUUUCUCAAGACUUCUCCACUUGGACGCUCCUGGAUGUCGAUGCCCUGCCCACCGUCUCUAGCUGGGAGACUGAAAACGAUCACUGGGCUCCCGAUGUGAUCAUGCGCGACGACAAAAAGUACGUCAUGUACUACUCGGGCGAAUCCAAGACGCAUGCGCCCCAUCACUGCGUCGGAACGGCCAUAGCAGAUUCUCCUGAAGGUCCCUAUGUCCCCAGUGAUACGCCGCUAUCCUGCAGACUGGACCAGGGCGGGUCGAUCGACCCGGCCGGCUUCUGGGACAAGGAUGGCAGUCGGUAUGUCGUGUUCAAAGUUGACGGCAAUAGCGUCGGCCACGGCGGCGAUUGCAACAACGGUGUCGCCCCGCUCGUCUCAACGCCCAUUAUGCUGCAGAAAGUCGCGUCAGAUGGUGUCACCCCCCUCGGGAACGCGGUACAGAUCCUCGAUCGCAGCACAGACGAUGGGGACGGACCCUUGGUCGAGGCACCGAACUUGAUACUGCACGGUGACACUUACUUCCUGUUCUACUCAACGCACUGCUACACAGAUAGUGCCUACGACGUGCGCUGGGCAACGGCUUCCAGCAUCACAGGUCCCUUCCAGAAGACAAAUGUCGAGCUGCUGAAGACCGGUUCCUAUCAGGGACUCAUCUCGCCCGGGGGAGCCACGGUCUGUGGCUGUGGGGAUCGGAUGUUGUUCCAUUCAUUUUGUGAUGAGUCGAAGAAGAAACGGUGCAUGUGGGUGGCAGAUGUUAACCUCAACGGAAAAGUUGCCUCGAUCGCCUAA
Molecule: messenger RNA, 999 nt
Organism: Penicillium macrosclerotiorum
Lineage: Eukaryota; Fungi; Ascomycota; Eurotiomycetes; Eurotiales; Aspergillaceae
Product: glycoside hydrolase family 43 protein
Exons: 2
Coding region: 1-999 (332 amino acids)
Biological process (GO): carbohydrate metabolic process
Molecular function (GO): hydrolase activity, hydrolyzing O-glycosyl compounds
Source: RefSeq, a predicted model, not a curated record